This is a messenger RNA of Thrips palmi, 1731 nucleotides long. RefSeq lists its product as uncharacterized. The transcript is spliced from 9 exons. The coding region runs from base 127 to 1707 and encodes 526 amino acids. The record is from RefSeq and is a predicted model, not a curated record. Lineage: Eukaryota; Metazoa; Arthropoda; Insecta; Thysanoptera; Thripidae.
CCCCUCCACCGCACAUGCGUGUUGUGGCCUGUCAGUGACAGCUCAGCUGAUGCAGAUCUGCCCCGCCGAGCCGAGUGCUAGUACCACGAGUGUCGACACGCUGGGCCGUCUGCUUUGCGAACGAUUAUGGAUCGUGAAAUCGACGCUGCCAAGUCCUUCUGCGACAUGGUGAACGUGGAGUGGCCGACCAGCGAGUCAGUUUUUUGGUUUGAGGCUCCCGAGUCCACGGGGUGGCGUGUCACUCUUCAGCAGCCGCCACCUGUUAUGGAUGAAGAAAUCGGCUCCAUGCUGUGCAAGGCUUUCUUCUUGACGAGUUUGAGAAACAGAUUGUUGGCAGUGAGUACAGAAAAAGGGGUUGCUGUUUCAUCAUGUGCAGUCAAACAUGAACAUGGUGUUGUUUGGCCUAAAGCAGGUAUCAUGCAAGAAAAAAAGCUGUGGAUUCACCCAUCAUGCAGUGCCAAGGACGCCACUGUCCAGUUCACUAGUAUGGUGAAAAAUAUGUGGCGUGAGGAAUCACUUGCCGUGUGUAAUUUUCCUUUAUACAGUGACUUCAACCUUAAUGUAUUGUACACUUUUGGCCACCUCUUUGAAAAGGUGGGUCUUAUGCAUCCAAGUAGUACAUGCACUACAUUUCUUUUCUACAAAUUUCGUAGAUGGGAAUUAACUUAUGAACGAAUUGUCACUGAAAUUGGCAGGAGAAUGGUGGACAGUGAAACUCUGCUCGACUUGAGGCUUACUCUGAGGGAAGACGAAAAAAAUCUUCAUGGAAGUAUGUUUUACAGCUUUUGUUUGUAUAUGAAUUGUAUACACAUCAGGAAGCAAAUUUUGGACAUAAUUCAGAACAUAGAGCAACCUCAAAGAAUUGUAGCAGAGAAAGCAGUUCAGGACCACGACCGGAACCAAAGCCUUGGUCUAUGCUGCUCAGACUGUGAUUUAAAGAGGUGUUUGAAGAAACCUACUGAUGACGUUAGAAGAGAAAGUUUUAGUGAUAAACUCGACGACCACUGGCUAACAUUUACAGAGCCCUGUCCUCAUUUAGAGCUUGUGAAGAAAUCUGGCCGAUGUGUGCCUUUUAGUGAUGUUGAGGUCACUAAAUUUUGUUCCAAAGAACUUCUGUCUGACUGGCAACUCCUUUGUCAGAAAAUGAGAAGUUCAUUAAAACUGACUGAUAAAUGUCUGCGUCAAGGUACAUGUCUGGCACAUGGUUCAGAUGCAAUCUGCGCUUCACCAAAGAAAUACUCUUGGUCAACAUCAGAGCUGCAGGUGAAACGGUUGGAUUUUGGGAUGGAACUGUGGAUGAAUGUUGAACACCACAUGAAACAUCAAAGUCAAAGCCUUCAGUUGAUAAAAGGUGUUUUAGAAAAUGCGAGGGAAGGUGAAUGUCUUGAGAUUCGUGGCUUACCAUCACUCUCUGAAUUUAGUGUGAGCCUUAUCUAUGUUGUAGCCCAUAUGUUUGAAAAAGUGCGCUUCUACCACACAUCUGUUGGAAGAAAUGUGAUUUUCUUUUUCAACUUUAGAAGCUUUCCAAUUUAUCUUAAACAAGAAUUCCAAGAGUCUAUCAAUGACAUUAAACAUGUGAAAUCCUUGGUGCCAUUAAAGAAGAUCUUUUGUGGGGAGUUUUAUCAGAAGAUGACCAAUUACAAUAACUCAAGCCUUGUCAAGCAAUGUCUGUAUGUUACACAAUUUUUGUCUGAGCAUCAAAGAUAAUCAAUCUUUUCACUGUGAAGUUAA